Messenger RNA from Harmonia axyridis, 5681 nucleotides. RefSeq names its product latrophilin Cirl (gene Cirl). Gene Ontology annotation, molecular function: G protein-coupled receptor activity; carbohydrate binding. Gene Ontology annotation, biological process: adenylate cyclase-activating G protein-coupled receptor signaling pathway; cell surface receptor signaling pathway; negative regulation of angiogenesis. Bases 527 to 4393 code for a protein of 1288 amino acids. NCBI's taxonomy places the organism in Eukaryota, Metazoa, Arthropoda, Insecta, Coleoptera, Coccinellidae. Gene Ontology annotation, cellular component: membrane. The record is from RefSeq and is a predicted model, not a curated record. The transcript has 17 exons.
UGUUCAUAUUUUAGUCAGUGGAGUUGUUGUCGGCUCUCGGAUAGGUCUAGUCGCCAUCCGUUCCUGCCUUCCCCAUUCUGACGUAUCUCUCGCAAUUUCCAACACGCUCAUCUGGAGGACAUCUCGAAAGUUUCAUCUUGGACUAUUUCGCGUCUUUCAGGACUUUUUGGAAAAAAUUCAGAGGAUCAACUUUUGGACUUUGGAGUGAAUUUAAUUUUUUUUUUUUUUUGUGUCCGCCAACUUUUGAAGAACAUGCGAUAAUGCUUCAUCAAUGUUUACUCUUGGUUUUGAUGUGUUGAAGUGUUAAGUGAAGACCAAAACUUGUGAUUUGUUCCAACAUGAACAAAAUUAUAUACUGAGCGGUCAAGUUGUUUUCAUCUUUUUAAGAGCUACCAGAGGAAAAUUGAAGUGAAAUACACGAUUUUAUAUUUGGAGCUGAUGAAGUAGAGAUUGUUGUGGGAAAUUAUUAAGGCGGAAAUGUGGAAAACUCUUCUAGGGAUAUAGGAAAAAGUGAGGGUGAAGUGCCAUGGCCUGGCAUGGGAAGGUCAGGCCCGGCCUGCUUCUUCUUCUGAUUUCCUUUGUAGUUAUAUCGGAAGCUAUGACGAAAGUGAAAAAUACAUUUCCAGAAGUGCAUGGAUCCUAUCGAUAUGAAACAGCUUACGCUUGUGAAGGAAAAAUUUUGAAGAUAGAAUGUAAGGACGGAGAAUUGAUAAAAUUGAUAAGGGCCAACUAUGGAAGGUUUUCGAUAGCCAUUUGUAACGAUCAUGGACACACAGACUGGAGUGUUAACUGUAUGUCGCCCAAAUCCUUGAGGGUACUUCAUGGAAGGUGUACGCAAAACCAAAACUGUAGCAUACCUGCCUCCACUAGUAUGUUUGGAGACCCUUGUCCUGGAACACAUAAGUAUCUGGAGGCCCAUUAUCAAUGUCUGCCUGCUACUACAACCACAACAACAAACAGGCCUAGUCCUCCUUGGCUGAUAACAUCGCAGCCUCCUAUGUGGAGCACAAUUAAACCAACAUCAAGGCCGGCCAUAAUACCGAUCAUUCCGAAAUCAUCGAAAAUACCUCCAUUGAGAACGACUACCACUUCCAGUACGGUCACGAAGACAACAGUAGCUGUUCCUAAACCAUUGCCGCCUCAACUUCUUCCAGACGAUGAUAUCUUCAGCAAAAUCGACAUCGUCAAUUCAUUGCCAGAAGAAAUAACAACCAUCUCUUACACCACAUACAUCCCGAAAAGAUUUAGUCCUGACUCAACGGUACCGUAUAUUCCUUCACCUAGCGUACCAUUCUGGAACGAUAAGUCUGAGUACUUAGAUUAUUGCAAACCAAUAACCAUGCGCACCAUAUUUUGGAAUUGGACCAGAAUAAGCGAUCUGAACGUCCAACCAUGUCCAGGAGGAACAACCGGCUAUGCCAAAUGGCGCUGUAUCAAAACAGAAACUGGAGCAACUUGGUACCCUGACACUCCAGAUCUGAGCGCAUGUAAGUCCGUAUGGUUGACCAGUUUGGAACAGAGGAUUCAAAAUGCAAACGGCAAAGACCCUCUUCUUGCCAUAACUAACGAUUUAGCACAAGUUACCAGUAGUAAGACUUUGUACGGUGGGGAUAUGAUGAUAACAACGAAGAUUAUCAAAACUUUGACGCGCAAGAUGUCUCAGGAUAUUCAGACAUUCGCUGAUCAUACACAACGUGAAACUUUCGUCACUGAAAUGUUGAAUCAUGUUGUUAAAACUAGCAGCAAUCUUUUGGACGCCUCCCAGCAUCCAUCAUGGACUGAUCUCAGCUACGAAGAGCAAAUGCGCGUAGCUACAUCUUUGCUAAUAGGCUUGGAAGAGAAUGCGUUCCUCUUAGCUGAUACUGUUGUUGCGCAUAAAACUUUCGAUCAAGUUGUAAAAAAUAUAAGAUUGUCGGUUAGGGUAUUGGAGAUAAAACAAAUAACUUCAGAAAGGUAUCCUGCAGAAUACGAAUGGAGUUCACAUGAUGAUACUAUUAUACUCCCUCAAGGCGCUCUCUUAGACAAUAGUGAGGGCGAAUUAGUUAGACUUGUAUUUGUUUCCUUCACUCGUUUAGAAGAGAUUCUACAUUGGCGUCCGGAUAGUCUGGACAACAAGAACAUCAGCAGAGUUUUAAACAGCAAGGUUGUUUGUGCUAGUUUGGGAAAAGGCAGACACAUCCAAUUGAAAGAACCUGUUUCCUUGACGCUUAAGCAUCUUCAAACAGAGAAUGUAACCAAUCCAUCAUGUGUUUUCUGGGAUUAUUCCAUGAACAUUUGGUCCAAUGAAGGAUGUAAAGUGGAAUUCUCAAAUACAACCCACACAGUGUGUCAGUGUAAUCAUCUCACAAACUUUGCUGUUCUUAUGGAUGUUCAAGCUAUACUGUUACCCAUCCCACAUCAAAUAGCAUUACAGAUUAUAACGUAUGUUGGGUGUAUUAUAUCCAUUAUCUGUUUAGUGUUAGCUGUUAUAACUUUCCAAAUCUUCAGAGGAUUGAAGAGUGAUCGGACUACAAUCCAUUGUAACUUAUGUUUCUGCCUAUUGAUAGCGGAAGUAUUGUUUUUACUUGGAAUAGAACAGACUGAAAAUAAAUUAGCCUGUAGUAUUAUAGCUGGUGCAUUACAAUUCUUCUUCUUGAGCGCAUUCGCAUGGAUGUUCUUUGAAGGAUUCCAAUUAUAUGUAAUGUUGGUAGAAGUAUUUGAAGCUGAGAAAUCAAGACUUAGAUGGUAUUAUCUAUUCGCCUAUGGAAUACCUUUUAUAAUAGUAUUGACUUCUGCAUUGAUCUAUCCGCAAGGAUAUGGAACUGAUAAUUUCUGCUGGUUAAAAACCGAGAAUUACUUUAUAUAUAGUUUCGUAGGACCUGUAAUUGUUGUUCUUUGUUUGAAUGUUAUUUUCCUGACAUUAGCAAUAGUGAAGAUGUGUAUCCAUGCAAACAACUCGGUUUCCAUAAAAAAUAAGGAACAUUCUAGACUUGCCAGUACAAGUGGAAAGGAAGAAAAUGCACUGUCAACCAAAUUUCAAGCUAACUUGGUAUGGCUCAAAGGUGCCAUCAUACUAGUAUUUCUACUAGGCUUAACAUGGACUUUUGGAUUUUUGUACGUCAAUAAGGAAUCUGUCGCCGUCGCUUACGUCUUUGCAACUUUGAAUUCGUUGCAAGGAUUCUUCAUUUUCCUAUUUCACUGCGUUCAAAAUGAGAAGGUCCGCAAAGAGUAUAGAAAAUUUAUAAGAAGACAUUCGUGGCUGCCAAAAUGUUUGCGUUGCUCAAAAUCGGGUGCUGGUGCAAGUAGUAGUAGUGGUAGUUCUGGUUUGGCAAAGGAGAGGAGGACAAGUCUAUAUGCUGGAUCGAAUGGAAAUCCAUCUGGUUCCCACAGCCACUCAACGGACUCUCCUCAUGGAGCUAGUUUACAACGGGGUUGGAAUUCGCGCAGCUGCAGCAACGUCAAUCGUGUAGCAAAAACCCCUGUGCCCACUUCUACUUCGGGCACCAUGGCUGCUACACUGUGUCGUCCCCCACCCUCGAUCCCAUCCCCUCCUUUGGAAGCUCCAAACACCUCCACACUCCCUUACAUUCGAAAUUUCUAUAACAAUUCCUCGCCUGUAAUAAGCAACUUGACUAAAUCGGCUUCUACCUGGGGGCCACUCCACAAACCUUUACACUGGAAGAACAUUUCUUUUAAAUCGUACAGCCGGGAUUCGGGACAUGGUGGAUCAGAACAAGAAGAUUCUCCAAGGUCUCAAGGUGUACUAAAUGAUACUCGACUUAACAAUGCCAAAGAUGUCCAUCGUCAAGCAUUCUUAUCCGCCGAAGGUCAACAAAUGAGCAGCAAUAUGAGCACAACAUCCAGCUAUGCAGACUACGCUCAUCGACUUGAAACUUUGCAGCAUCCCAAACACAUUUCUCUGGCACAGACUUUGCAGGUCCACGGACAAAGAAGAAAGAACGGCAAUUUCUGCAAGCCGAUCAAUUGGAAUCACCACACUUACACAGAAAUUUACGAUGGUCGAAUGCCUAGAUGUUUGGCACCAGAAGAUGAUCCGGUCUAUGAAGAGAUAGAAAGGAAUGAAAUCCAAGUAUCUGAUAUGAGUGACGAAGAUGGUAAACGUCAAAGUGAUAUGAGUAGACAAUCGUCAAGAUCAUAUGGUGAUCAUCGACCUCUUAUACCAUGUAGUCCUGGAAUUGACAGAAAUAUCAUUGAGGCCACUCCGAAACAUAAAGAGCUCAAUCGCUACACUCCUGAAAUGGAGUCAUACCGGAUGAGACCACCAAAUUAUUACCGAGGAGAUACCGCUAGAUCUUUGGCUGCUGUGCUUGAUGGAGAAACUGUAGUGUGCCAUUUAGAACCACCUGACAUGUACCCUAGGACUGUGGGCUUACCCCCUUAUAGUGAGAGUUAAAAACUGCCAUUUGCAAGUAAAUAUCUGUGAUUAACGCAUGAUCAAACUAUUUAUCGGUCAUAGUAUAGUGAGCCCAGCUUGGAAGGAUUGAAUAAAGUGAUAAUUUUAUAAUGAACUAUUUUAUUAAAGGUAUUUAAUGUGAAUACGAAUGUCUCUUAGAUGUGGGUUAUUCGAGUCAAAUGUAUAUCUCAACUUGUUUUGAAUUUGUUUAUUUAAUUUCUCGAUGUUUUAUUGCCAAUAGCGGAAAAAUCCUAAAUUGUACAAAGUUUGUUUGCUCAUAAUUAAUUAGUGUAUAUAAACAUAAUUAUGCUUACCAAAUAUGGCAAACUGAUUACUUAGUAUGUUAGAAAUACACCUGCUCCAGACGAAUCAGAUAGAUUCAACUGCUACGUCCCAUAAAAUAUGUCCAAAUGUUCUGUUAACUAAUUGUGCAAUUCCCGUUUAUGUAAAGAAAUGUAUUCAUUGGUCCCCUACAGAAUAGUAACAUAUGUACGCUUCAGAAAUGGUAAACUUAGACAGCACCAACCAUGUAAAUAAAGAAAGAACAAUUUCCAAAUGUGUACAUGUUAACAUCUAUCUUAUUCCUCCUAAGAAGAAAUAUCACGUGUUGAAUAAUAGUUUCAUCAAGAGGAUAAUGUAACACCUCAGUAUCUGUAAUUUUAUGUACAUUUAUAACUACAUCUUGGAAAAAAUCAAUAAAAAAAAAUGUGAAAUGUUUCCCCAUCUGUUAAAAAUGUAGAAUAUUUGUUCAUUGGUGCCCUGUAUGUUGUUACAUAUAUUUCCUAAACUUAUUUAACGUUUCCCGUUGGAUUCCCUCUGUGAUCUUUCCUGAGAAAGUAAAUAAAUCAAUGUGAACUAUUACAAUAUUCGAUUCAUUUCAAUGUGUUGUUGUUUAUGUAAUAUGAAUUGCAAAAUUAUCUGAUGUCUGAACAUUGCACAUUGAACAAUAAAGACUCGAUUUUUGUUCAGUGUAAGUUUUCAAGUUUGUGAUGUAGAGUAUGACAAGGCAGGUAUGAUGAUUGUACAGAUUGGUUUUAUUCGGAAUAAAAUGAUAUAAAUUGACUAGCUGUGAAGCAUUGUGUAUAUAGGACUUGAAAUUGAUCAGUAUGAAGUGAAACUUGACUCACUCACUUGGUUUAUACAGUGUACUAAUGAUUAAAGUAAAUACUUCUAAUUGUUAUCUGAAAACAGUGAAUGGCAUAGAUCAUUUUGUAAUGAUAUUACUUACAUAUAUGUAAUUUGUAAUUAUAUUUAUUUUUGAAAUAAAAAUAUUACUGUCACUCUCAAA